CAUCUGGUUAAGAGAUUUCGUAUUAAAUGUCUUGUUGAAAGAUGUAAGCACAGAUGAGUGUAGCAGCGUACAUUGGAUUCGUUUCGGUUUUAACGUUGUUGGAUUUGAGUGACGAGGUAUGCGUGAGCCAGGUUAUGAUGACGCCGGUAUCUGUGUUUCGAUGCAAACGCGAAGUCUGUGAUUCCUAUACUUUACGUUAAUUUAUUACCAAGGAUACACCGAAUAACCAGAAAACAUCAACACAAACAAAGGUGCAGGAAUAUGUUUUCUUGUAUCGAUAGAAGAUCCAAGACCUAAAAACAUGUAAAUAUGGCAGAAGGCGGAACGGAACCAAAGUCCAAUGACAAUCAAUUAUCUAAACUUCAGUUAGAAGUAAACGAGUGUCUUGGUAAUUGGCUAGUGUACUUACAGACGCUCAAUGGCCUAUGUACAGCUGGUACAAAGUUGGCUCAGUCCUUACAAACUCUCCUAUCUGCUCAUAAUACAUUGGCACAAUGCAAACUGCCGGGACAGUGUCUUGCUGGUUGGGAAGAGCUCACGAGAGCAACGUAUAUAGCAAGCAACACCGUAAAGAAUCACAUUAUUUCUGCCUUGAGGGAUCAUGAAAGUAGAGAAAGCAAAGGAGACAAACAUGACAUACUUAGAGAUAAUUUAUUAACUUUCAUAAAUCUGCAAUAUCAGUUCUGCGUUGCUUGUUGUGAAUGCGUAGGUGGAAUGGUUGAAUGCUCUUGUUCGCAAAGUGGUACCACCGAAUGCGAUGUUAUAUCACUUCAACAAUGUUUCGAAAGAUUGUAUAGUUCGCCGCCACCAGUGUCUUUGUCGUCGACACAACAAUUGGUGCAAAGUUGUCAUAGAUCGCCUUUACCAUAUCCUUUAUUUCCUCUGCAGGUUCAGAGGAGGUGGUCUGAAACAGCAGCUGCAGAAAUGUCGGGUGAAACAGCGGAGAACACGAUGAGAAGGUGGUCUAUGCCAUGGGAUUGUCGAAACAUCACGGAUUGGCCGCGACAGGAUGUAAGGUUACGAUUAAGGGUUCCUCAUCGAGACAUAAGUAGGUCCACUACGCCCGACACCACAUGGAAAACAUCCACCAUGGCCAGUCAGGAUGGCCUGCAGGAGGCAAUCCAAUUGUUAUCUUGCAAACCAGGAGUUAGACCCUUAAAUCAACUAUCGGCUUACGCCAAUCAACAUAUUCCGGGUGUUACUUUAACAACGUGCAAUUUCGAGUCAAACUAUGACCCAACGAUUUGGCCAGGAUCUCGUAAAGUGGGUACAUCGAGGUGUUGGCCCCAUGAUUCCCACUCGAACGACCAUUCUGACCAAUCGGGACGUCGUGAAAGUGACCAAAGUCCACACAGUGGAGAGCACAGAGAUUCAGAACAAAGUGGAGCCAGCGGUAGUCACGCAGACAGCAAAGAUAGCAUUCAUUCGCAUAUCGAUCAUAGAGAAAUCGAACUCGGUACUGUAGAUGUAUUACCGUCUCGCAAAAGCAGCUCUUCAACAGAUUCUUGCAUAUCAGCACAUAGCCGUUCAGGAUCCGAAAGCGCUGGUGGUGGGGAAUGUGCGAGAUCUCAGUUGUAUUCGAUGUGGAGCGGCAGUGAUUUGCCUUUCAUUAAAUUACCAGAAAGCAAUGAAACACAGGACGAACACCCGCCUGUAUAAAUAUACGGUAUUUGCAGGCAAAUUUUC
This is a messenger RNA of Colletes gigas, 1686 nucleotides long. RefSeq lists its product as uncharacterized. The record is from RefSeq and is a predicted model, not a curated record. Bases 310 to 1659 code for a protein of 449 amino acids. The transcript has 10 exons. Lineage: Eukaryota; Metazoa; Arthropoda; Insecta; Hymenoptera; Colletidae.